GAGGGGCUGGGUGUGUGGGGAAUGAUAUCUGGAGCCCGGCAUUAUAUCGGGCUGGGGUGGCAUGGUUUGGGAAGGUAUAGCUACUGGUCCCUUUAGGAAGGAAGGAGUUAAGUGGCUGUGCUGUCACCUGAGCCGAGCAUCGAAUUACCUGAGCCCAGGUUCCUCUUGGAAGGGGUGGAGCCAGGCCUGCCCUUGGGCUUUUGGGGCCCCUCAAGGUAAAGCCUGGGUGUGUCCAGUGGAGAUCUGGACAACACCCUGGCUAGGGAAAAGGCUUUUACUGGGUGGCCUCAUGGACUCUCUGUCCCUAGACCCCUAGCUAUGGCACUGUCCCCACCUCUGGGCCCUAGGCCCCCCUCAGAGGCCCACACACCUCUGCCUGGAAAACCGGACAUUGCUGGAUGCACCGGCUGCCCUGCUUCAGGAAUGGAGAUGAUCAGGUCAGAGCAGAAACUGGGGCUGGACUCCUUGGAUGCUCCUGAGCACUUGCGGGGUGGGCAGAGGGGCACUGAGCCCACUGCUGGCCCCCCAAGGUUGUCAAUGCCCUCUUCCCAUGAGGACUCAGCUGAAGACAAACACCAUGAGCACCCCGUCUCUGGCUUGGAGGUACUGGAGGCUGAGCAGGACAGCCUGCAUCUUUGCCUGUUGGGGCUGGGCCUCCGGCUGCAGGACCUGGAGCGAGGCCUGGGGCCCUGGACACUGGCCCAGAGCAUGACUGUCCGGCUGCAGGCCCUACAAGCAGACCUGCGAGGAGCAGCCGAGCGUGUGGAUGCACUGCUGGCAUUUGGUGAGGGGCUGGCACAGCGGAGUGAACCCAGGGCCUGGGCAUCCCUGGAGCAGAUCCUGAGGGCCCUUGGAGCCCACCGAGAUACCAUCUUCCGACGCCUCUGGCAGCUGCAGACACAGCUGGUCAGCUACAGCCUGGUGUUCGAGGAGGCCAACAUGCCAGAUCAGGACUUGGAAGCCAAGGGAGACUCAGACGGGCCAGGAUCUGGUGGGGUCUGGGGACCCUGGGCACCCAGUAGCCUCCUCACUCCUGCAGAGUUGGAGUGGGACCCGGCGGGGGACGUUGGGGGCCUGGGGCCCUUGAGGCAAAGGACAACUUGGACUCCAGGGGCUCCCUGCGAGCUGUGUGGCCACAGGGGGCCCCAGGGCAGGGGACAAGGCUUUGAGGACAUGCUCACGUCGGGUCUCAGCCACCAGAAACACGUGCCAGGUCACCGAAGACGUUCCUUGCUCCAGAAGCCUCAGGACAAGAAGAGGCAAGCAGCUCCCCGUCUGCUGGAAGUGGAUUCUGGAGUGCCGGCUCCUACACCCAGGCGGCCUCCGAUCUUCCUCCUUCUCCUCAUCCUCUUCCUGCUCCUGGUGGGUGCCACAUUGUUCCUGCCCACGUCAGGAGGCCCCUGCUGCUCUCACGCUCGACUGGCCAGGACACCCUACCUGGUGCUAGACUAUGUCAAUGGUCCCCCGCCAAUCUGAGUGCACAGCCCGGACACGAGUAAUAAACAGUCACCAUCCAAGCAAGUGUGACGAUGUUGGGUGCUUGAGUCCCCGGAGUGUGGCACGCAGCCCCGAUAUGUCGGACAGUCCUGCCACAGACCCCCGUGUCUGGAGCACAGAACACUGCACUGCAUUGACCCAUCUUGAGUUGGGUUCUCCUCGAUCCUGACACAAGAGGAUUCAAGCCUCAGUCAUGUACUUGGUGGGUGGUACUUGGAACAGUGGCAGGGGAAUGAGGGACUGGGUGAGUUAAGGGGGCUGCUGCUCUGGGUCCCUGGGGUGCCAUCCCACUGGGGAUGUCUGGCAGCUGUGUGGCACACACUCGAAGUCGUUCCAUGGAGAAAUCGUGGCACUGAUGGAUCAGUGUCCAUCUCUCCUUGCUGACGACACCUCCGCACUUCCACCUGUCCCAGCUAUGAAGGCCCCUCCCUCAGGCAAAGAAGCACAGGUGUUCCCCACAGCAAGCUAGAGGCAGGUAUGGCAGGGUGCAGGCCAUACGGGUGACCUCCCCAGCCCCUGGCUUGUGUCCACACAGGUGCUCUGUUUGAACAUUCUACGAGGUGGGCUCUUGAGCUGGGCCAUCGUUAGCCCAAGACCGCGAAACCCCUUUCCUGGAGUCUUGACAACACCAGGCUGAAUUGCCAGGGCUCCGUCCUAAGACUCCCCCGAACUUCUGAUAUGGGGGGCCAGCGCACCGUGCUGAUCCAAAGCCAGGAGCCAGGUGCUUCCUCCUGGUCUCCCAUGGGGUGCAGGGCCCAAGCACUUGGGCCAUCCUCCACUGCACUCCUGGGCCACAGCAGAGAGCUGGCCUGGAAGAGGGGUAACCGGGACAGAAUCCGGCGCUCUGACCGGGACUAGAACCCGGUGUGCCGGUGCCACAGGCAGAGGAUUAGCCUAUUGAGCUACGGCGCCGGCCAGAAAACAUAUUUUUAAAAAUUGCAUCUGGACUAAACAAACUUCCUAAAUAAUGUAGCAUAACUGUUUACACAGCAUUGUAAUACACUGUAGUUAUUGUAAGUAAUUUAAGUAUGUGUGUAGGUUAUAGGCAAAUGCCAUGCCAUUUGAUAUGAGGGACAUGAACAUCUGUGGAUUUUGGGAACUAUCCUGGAUGCAGAGGGACAGCUCUAAGUGGUGGGUCAGACCGUGGUACGUGCUAGGAGAAGUAUAAAGUGGGCGGAGAGAGAGGGCUAUAAUGUGACAGAAUGGCUAAGAGAGGCAAUUAUAACUAUGUUAUAACUAUGCCUUUACUGCAGAAAGGAAUGCAGAAACCAGCCAUGUGCACUCCUAGUGCAAUGCUGUCCAACAGAUAUAUAAUGCAGGUCACAGAUUAAACUUUGCUAGUUGUCACAUUAAAACAGAAAUAGGUGGAAUGAAUUUUAAUAAUUUGUAUUCUAUCUUACCCAAUAUGUCCAAAAUACCAUCACUUAAAAAUAGUCAAUAUAAAAAUAAUCAGAUAUUUUACUAUCCUUUUUUUUUAAAGAAAGAUUUAUUUAAGAGACAGAGCUACAGACAGAGACAGAGAGAGAGGUCUUCCAUCUGCUGGCUCACUCCCCAAAUGGCUGCAAUAGCCAGAGCUGGGCCGAUCAAAAGCCGAGAGCCAGGAGCUUCUUCUGGGUCUCUCACAUGACUGCAGGGGCCCAAGCACUGAGGCCAUCUUCUACUGCUUUCUCAGGCCAUAGCAGAGAGCUGAAUUGGAAGAGGAGCAGCCAGGACUUGAACUGGUGCCCAUAUGGGAUGCUGGUGCCUCAGGUGCUAUGAAUACACAGUGUUGGCCCCACAAUCUUUUUUCUUAAAACUUUGAAAUUAGUGUGUACUUCACCAGAUUUAAAUUUAAAAAUUUAUUUUCACUUUAUUUGAAAGGCAAAGACACAGAUAGAAAUCUUCCAUAUGAGGGUUCACUCCCCAAAUGAUUGCAAUGGCCAGCCCUGAGCCAGGACAAAGCCAGUACCAGGGACUCCAUCUUUGUCUCCCACAGGGUGGGUAGGGACCCAAGUACUUGGGCCAUCAUCUGCUGCUUCCCCAGGCACAUUAGCAGGAAGCUGUCAUCAGAAGCAGGGUAGAUGGGAUGCCAAUGAGGCACUGUGACAUAGGAAGUGGGUGUCCCAAGCAGCGUCUUAACUGCUGCACCAAACACCUGCCCCAGAUGCUGACUUUUUAACAAGUAAUGUGAAAUGUUGUCUUACCAAAACAACAAGAUAGCAAAACAAAAAAAGAAAAACUUUAUUUUACACUACUUUCGUUUUUAAAUUUACUUAACAUUUACAAAAUUAAAAUUUCAGGAGGCAGGCAUUUAUCCUAGCAACUAUGACAUCUGUAUCCUACAUCGGAGAACCUGGGUUUGAGUCCUGGUUCCAGCUCGACUCUUUCUGCUAAUGCAGAUCCAGGGAGGUAGCUAUGCUGGCUCAAGUAAUUGGGUUCCUGCUACCCACAUGGCAGAACUGGAUUGUGUUUUCGGUUCCAGUCUUUGGCCCUGGUCAUUGUAGGCAUUUGGGGAGUGAACCAGCAGAUUAGAGCAAUCUUUCUAAAUAAGAGAUUCCAUUUCUUAGUCACAUCAGCGAAAUGUCAAAUGCUCAAGUCACAUGUAGUCCCAGCUACAAUACUGGACAGUGCAGACCUCAAGGAAGUGCAUUCCAGGUAGAGAGGGAACAAGUGCAGAGGGCCUGGGGUACAUGGCAAGGCCAGUAAGGCUGGAGAGUAAGUAGUGUAGGCGGGGUGUGUGUGUGACAGGGCCAAUCAGCUAAGGCCUUGUAGGAUGGAGGUUUGUAAAUUUUUAUUCUGCUAAAUUUUAAACUGGGACAAAAGGGGAAUGAACAGUCCUCACAGACUCCUCACCAGCUCUGUUAACUCAGGGCCACCCCCUCUCAUUCUCCUAUGCACCCAUUUCCCUGUCCCUAGAUUAAUUCUGCAGCCAACUCUAAACAUCAUAUCCUUUCACUCACAAGCAAUUCAGCUCCAAAAGACUGAGUGUUUUCAAAAUCUAGUCACAACACUUUUUGCACUGUAAAAAUAUCCCACAAUCAUUUGUUCACAUCCUUUGCACCCCGGAUGACACUGCUCAGGAGUGAUGGGAAGUUAUGGGCACAGCUGGUGGCUCCUUGUCCAGUAAACAGCUUCCCAGUUCCCCACAGCCCCACUGGGCCACCUCAUGCAGCGGGUCACUCGCUCGGCCUGUUGCUAUGGCAGAGUUUGUCACUCAAGAUAGCAACCUAACAGUAACCUAUGCUUCCCAAUAGGGUGAAGAUCAGCAAGGGAGAUCACGUUAUUUUUUCCAAAGGCUAAAAAAAUGCAUUUUAUUGAAUUUUAAUUAGUUGCAAAAUCUGUCAAGUUAUAUGUAAGAGUUUUAUAAAGUCCCAGAAGAGUCAAGCUUCCCUUUCAUGGAAAUGUGGUACACAGAUAACUAAUGACCAGUGAGACACUGAUACAGGUUGAGCGCUCUAAUCCAAGAAUUUGGAAUCUGAAAAUCUGCCGAACCCAAAACCUUGUGAGUGAUGCUACAGGUGGAAAUUUCCACACAAUCAAGCUUCUUCCAUGCACACAAUUAUUUAAA
This is a messenger RNA of Oryctolagus cuniculus (rabbit), 5044 nucleotides long. RefSeq names its product spectrin repeat containing nuclear envelope family member 4 (gene SYNE4). Gene Ontology annotation, cellular component: meiotic nuclear membrane microtubule tethering complex; nuclear outer membrane; nuclear envelope. The record is from RefSeq and is a predicted model, not a curated record. NCBI's taxonomy places the organism in Eukaryota, Metazoa, Chordata, Mammalia, Lagomorpha, Leporidae. Gene Ontology annotation, biological process: establishment of epithelial cell apical/basal polarity.